Ictalurus punctatus (channel catfish) is the source of this 3806-nucleotide messenger RNA. RefSeq names its product volume-regulated anion channel subunit LRRC8D. Gene Ontology annotation, molecular function: protein binding. NCBI's taxonomy places the organism in Eukaryota, Metazoa, Chordata, Actinopteri, Siluriformes, Ictaluridae. The transcript is spliced from 5 exons. The record is from RefSeq and is a predicted model, not a curated record. The coding region runs from base 409 to 3042 and encodes 877 amino acids.
AACAGUACGCGAGGAUAGGUCGCGAGCGUGCGAGUCGCCAUGACAACGCCCAAACAUGCGCACUACCGUCCUAAAAAGUGUUUAAACUCUUUUCUCCCUCUUCACGGAGGAGCGGACCCGAGCGAACCGGACUGCACCGGCCCCAGCUGUUUAACGGCCCUGUCCCAAACCGCUGCCUACUCUAGUGCACUACUGCCGGGCUACAGGUCUGGUACACUCCGCACGGUGCACUGCACGGCUAGCUACUGCCCUAUACACGCGGUGUCUAUCUUACACCCCAUAGUGCGCCUUUCUAGGGAGUAAGGUGCUAUUUGGGAUUCGGCCCAUGUCAUUCAUUUUGUGAUUCUCUGUAAGCGGCCAAAGCUGUUCAUGUCGGACAACUAAAACUUUCUCACUUUCCUAGCAGUGAUGUUCACUCUGUCAGAGCUCUGGUCUGUUACUGAGAGACAGGGUCACUAUAAGCUGCUGAAGCCAUGGUGGGAGGUCUUCAUGGACUAUCUGGUGCUCCUCAUGCUCAUGGUGUCAAUCCUGGCCGGGACUCUGUUACUCUCACAGGACGGGGUGGUGUGUGUCCCCAUACGCUCCACCUCAAGCAACUCCAGCGCUUCUUUUGGAAUUCCCUCAGGUCCUGGUACACCUCAUACUGCGUCAAAUGUCCCCAUAUCCAGGAGUCUAGCUACAGGCAUUCGGACUGACCUUGACUACCAGCAGUACAUCUAUGUGAGCACCGUGUGCUACCACAAAGCUCUGCCGUGGUUCUCACGCUUCCUGCCCUAUGUCACCUUACUGCAAUCGUUGCUCCUGCUGGCUAGUGGUUCCUUCUGGUUCCACUUUCCGCUCACAUCUGCCCGCAUUGAGCACUUUUUAGCCAUCCUUGCCAAGUGCUGUGAGUCGCCCUGGACCUCCAGGGCACUUUCCCAUGCUGCCAAGCUGGACAGAGCACAUCACAGUCACCCAUCAGAUGAGGACAAAGUGACAAGGACCCAAGUGCCACACAUUCCUAAAUUCUUUACUCGACAGUCCAGCCUUGACUCCGGGACUGACAGCCCCCUGCUGGCCAGGAUGGGUAGUACCUCCACCCAGCCUUCUCCAUGUCCAUCCAAUUUGUCACACUGCUCCACACUGUCCUCUACCUCAAUCCUAGAACCAGCUUCUCUGCAUAAGGCAGCUACUGUUCUUCCAGAAGGUUCUAGCACCGGGCCCACGCUGGACCGGAGUGACGGAGAACUGGCCAGAGCUCUGUUUGAGAGAGUCCGCAGGUUCCGGGGACACUGCGAGAGCUCUAAUAUCAUUUACAAGGUGUACACAGCUCAGACGGUGUUCAAAGUGCUGAAGUUCAUCGUGAUUGUGAGCUACACCACACCUCUACUGGGUUCCAUCUCUUUUACUCACACCUGCGAGCCCCAUUCCCACGCUUUAACAGGAUACCAGACCUUUCAGUGCAGCCACCUGCUAUCAUCUGUCCUGCGCAAACUGAUGAAAGCCUACAUCUGUCUCGUGGGCCUUUACGGCCUGCUGGGUGUCUACACCCUUUUCUGGAUUUUCCACAAGUCUCUGAGACAGUACUCGUUCCAGCAUCUGCGUGAAAUAGGUUCCAUGUUGGACGCUCCAGACCUGUGUAAUGACCUGGCCUUCUUGUUACACAUGACGGAUCAGUACGACCCCCUGCUGGCUCAGCGUCUCUCAGUUUUCCUGUCUCCUGUCAGUGAGACGCGGCUCAUGGAGGAGAACUUGGAGCGUCGUUGGAACGCUGCCCGUCUGCGCUCAAUGAUAACCUCCGAUCACAAGGGGCGUGCUCUGCUGCAGCUGGUGGCCGUUCCUCAUCUCCCUCCUGCACUCUUCACCCUGAGCCAGCUCGAAGUGCUGAAGCUGGAGUUAAUUGGAGAUGCUAAGCUAACAGCACAGAUCUCCAAUAUGACUGCCUUGAGGGAACUUCACUUGUACCACUGCUCAGCUACUGUGGAGUCUGGUGCACUUAUAGUCCUCCAGGAGCGUCUAGAGUCUCUGCACCUCACCUUCACCCAAGCUGCAGAGAUCCCUGGCUGGGUGUAUUCACUGCGCAGCCUGCAGGAGCUACACCUGAGUGGACGAGUGGCCAGUGAGGGCACUAUCAGCCGUGGCUGGGCGCUGGGCAGCCUACGCUAUUUGCGCCACCUACGGGUCCUCGCGUUGCGUGGCAUGCUCCAGAGAAUCCCAUCAGAGCUGAGCGAGGUUGCGGGCAGCUUGGUGCAUUUGGAGAUCCACAACGAAGGUGCCAGGCUGUUGGUGCUAACAGGACUGCGACGUCUUGUGGGGUUGACUGAACUGGAGCUGCAGGGAUGCCAGCUGGAGAGAUUGCCUUCUGCUUUGUUAUCGCUAACAGGAUUGCGCAGUUUGGACCUGCAGCACAACUGCCUAAGGACAUUGGAGGAACUGCUGGGACUGCAGCAUCUGAGGCGUCUUUCCUGCCUACGAUUGGCGCACAAUCGCAUACUGGCUGUUCCUACCAGCGUGGGAGUCCUGCGGGCCUUGGAGCUCUUGGACUUGUCACACAAUGAGCUGCGGAGUCUUCCACCAGCUCUUUUCACAAUCCAUCGACUCCGGCGCCUCCUGCUAGCUGGGAACCUGCUUGAGGAACUGCCUGCUGAAGUGGGGGCACUCACUCUCCUCACUGAGCUCGACCUGAGCAGGAACAGGCUCGAGAGAAUUCCAGAGGCACUUUUUGCCAACUGCAAGGAGUUGCGCAUUCUGAAUUUGGCCAACAACUCCCUAGGGUCCCUGAAUAUGGGAUUGGGCUCUUUGAGGUACCUUUCCAAGCUGGAUGUACAAGGAAACAACCUUGAGGAACUGCCCAUUGAGCUUGGUUGCUGCUCAGGGCUCCGUGGAGGUGGUUUGCUGGUGGAGAGCUGGCUGCUCCACACUUUGCCAUGUCACAUCAGGGACUUCCUGCAGCAGCCAUCUUGUGCUUCUUCCAAAGCUAAUUCCCGCCCUUGUUCCGAUACAUUCCCUGCCUUCUCUGCCGCCCAGUGGAGCUUUCUCUCAUCUGUGGAAUCACGCAUAUAGUUGAGAAGAGAUCUGAAAAUGCUUUCAUUUUGAUGGUGAGAAAGUCAGUGUGUGUUUUGUUCGGCGACAACCAUUGGUCCGAAUUCGCUAGAAGGAUGCAGCAUCAAUGCUUUCAUGUUGAAAUUCAGUGGAAAGCAAAAUAUAGACUUUCCACAUUCUAAUGACGGAUUAGUAACCCGAGCUCAAUUUUUAACAAAUUUUGGAACAGUUUUAUUCACUUUAUUGUUUUAUUAUUUUAAAAUCAGUAGAAAAAAGUCCUUUAUUUAACACCGCAUAUUAUAAAUCUAUGUUUAUCUGAAUGUAUUAAAUCUCACACUCACAAAAUUGUACUCUAAAUAAAUGAAUGCAAAUAUAAAAUGUCAUCUAAUGAACUAACUUCAGCUAAGCACGGCAAUGUCGCGAUGGAACGACGAUUGCGUGAAAAUCUGAUGGUUAAAAAAUAAUACAGGCUAAUAGGCUAAUAAAGUCAUUACAAACUAACAGUAAGCCUACCUCAGAUUCUGAAGUCAGUUACUUUCAAAUCAAAGGCUACUAAAUUGUAUCGUAUACUAGAGUAGCAGAAUCCAGUGACUCGUAACAUAUCGUGUGAAAGCCUGAGGUUUACACCCCUACCGAGUGCUGUCUAUUUACAUUCAGGAAAUUCUUGUUUGGAUUUGAUAUUUAUAGUGUUUUUAAAUUGUCAGUAUAUAUUAAUGGGUGUAUUUUUUUUAUGCAUUUGUAACUCCAUAAUUUAACUUACAAUUAAAACAAUAACAUUUGACUAA